GCCUGUCACUUCAAGUCCCGCCUUCUUCAAAGCAGUACUUAAAAGCUGUAUCGCUGCCACAGUGACGAAACUUAAGCAGUAAAGACGCAAAAAUGAUCAACUGGAAGGCUUUGGACAAUGUCCCCGUCCUCUUGUACAUCCUGGGCCUGAAGACACUGCUGCUGUGUUUGGCGUUCGCCGGGGUGAAGAUCUACCAGAGUAAGAAAGCAGAGGAGGCCCUGAAGAAGCAGCAGGCUGAGAGGAGGAGGCUGGCCCAGCAGACGCAGGAGCUCAUUGACAAUAAGAAGGAAGACUGAGCAGAGGAGAGGAGCUGCUGUACACAGGAAAACAUGACCUGAGCAACAAGCCAUUUCUCCAAAUACGAGCCAGAUGUCUGACUGUCAGCAACAGAAGGCUUUCCUGCACAUGAGGAAAUAGUUUGUGGUUUCAGUAUCAGGACUGUUCAUCAUGUCGGUUUUAUAUAUUUUGUGUGAAUGUUUGACGUCACCAGGUUUUUAUAAAAUGAAAUUACACCACAUGUACUACUGAUGAGGGAUGAGUGAGUGAGAUUAAGGGCUGUUUUGUCUUUUAAGCAUAGAUGACCUCAUUGAAAGAGGCCCUCAAGUUCUCAUUUGCCAAACAUCAGCUCAUUUCUGCCUUGUUUGUGUUUUGAUCCAUCCAUCACUUCAUCUGAGGUUGUUAUUCAGACUCACUGAAAACUUGAAUACGCUUCACUUUCUUACACCACUAUUGUUGGAGGGAAAAGUGCGAUCAAAGCUUGUCAAAACUGCUUAUUUACAUGGUAUUUAUUCUGACUUUGUAAGAUUCCUUGUAAAUUGUGAGCCAGCUUUAUGCCUAACUUUUGUAAUUAUUUUGUGGUAAUAAAUAAACAUUGCUGCACAUACUA
Messenger RNA from Thunnus maccoyii (southern bluefin tuna), 886 nucleotides. RefSeq names its product small integral membrane protein 11A-like. The transcript is spliced from 3 exons. Bases 93 to 296 code for a protein of 67 amino acids. The record is from RefSeq and is a predicted model, not a curated record. NCBI's taxonomy places the organism in Eukaryota, Metazoa, Chordata, Actinopteri, Scombriformes, Scombridae.